Molecule: messenger RNA, 855 nt
Organism: Bombina bombina (fire-bellied toad)
Lineage: Eukaryota; Metazoa; Chordata; Amphibia; Anura; Bombinatoridae
Product: ficolin-1-like
Exons: 8
Coding region: 1-855 (284 amino acids)
Source: RefSeq, a predicted model, not a curated record
AUGGGUGCCAGAGAGAGCAAAGUGAAGGUUGUAGGAGCUACUGAUUCAGACAAGGUGACUGUCCUCAAUGGAUGGCCUUGGAUUCAAGCAACAAACAAUGAGAAAGGACAACCUGGAAGAGCAGUGAAUUUUGGGUCGGUGCAAAAUGGAAGCCGAGCUGGGUCACUAGGGCAAACAGGUCAACGCUGUACCAUCGUAACGCAUAAUGAAACAGUUGUGAGGAACUGUAAGGAACUGCAGGAUCAGGGAUCUGUUCUAGGUGGCUGGUAUAUUGUCUACCCAGAUGGCAUUGAUCCCAUGUUGGUGCUGUGUGAUUUUCACACCGACGGAGGAGGAUGGAUAGUUAUCCAGAGACGGUGGGAUGGAUCUGUUGAUUUCAAUCGGGACUGGGACUCAUACAGAAAGGGAUUUGGCAACCAGCUGAAUGAAUUCUGGCUAGGAAAUGAUAACAUUCAUAUUUUAACAUCUAAUGGUACAUGGGAACUGCAUGUUGACUUGUUUGACUAUCAAAACACAAAUCACUUUGCUAAAUACGCGUCCUUCAGAAUUCUAGGAGAGGAUGAGAAGUACCGAUUACUGCUGGGGGCCUAUAACGAUGGUAAUGCAGGGGAUUCCAUGUCAUAUAACAACAACACACAGUUCAGCACAUUGGACCAGGACAACGAUAAAAGUACAACCAAUUGCGCCAAGGAUCGCCAUGGAGCCUGGUGGUAUGGGGCGUGCAGCUUAUCAAACCUGAAUUCAUUGUAUCUGCAGGGGAAGCACAACAACCCCUCAACUGGCAUCAAUUGGAACUCUGGGAAAGGACAUAGUUAUUCCUACAAACGUGCUUUAAUGCUAAUUAGACCCGUGUAG